AUGAUUUAUAGCCAAGAUUAUGCUAGAUCCAUCGAUGAUGUCCGUACCAUCGUAAAACACGCUAAACUUGAUCAUAAAAACCUCACCAACACGGCACAGGCCAUCUACUAUCCAGUAGAAGAAGAUGGACACGAUUUGAAUGGUAUAAAGCUGAUAGAGGUUGAUGAAUCUAUCAUUGAAGAAAUUCAAAACGGAAAUGAAAUAUGCUUCAAAGGCGCGUUAAACGAGAAGGUUGUGUUAUGUACAGAAUCGCGUACAUACGAAGUAAAGGAGGCCGAAAUAUCAAACAGUUUGUUGUUGGUGAAAAAUCUAAAACUUGCCCAAGCAACCAGCCGUUCGCCCCUCAAAAGCCCCAAGAGCGGUGUUAACACGUCCAUGGAUAGCAGCAUUGAGGAGGAUGCGUCCGAAACGGUCGACACCGUCGAUGAGGUGGAACGCAAGGAAGUGGUAAAGAUAUUUCACGAUUAUUUCGAACUUCGGCAAGUGAAACCAAAAUACAGAAAAAUUAUCGAUCUGCUGCGAUUGACGAGGUAUGCCGGUCCGGAGAACGAGCAUCUUAUCGACAGAACGCUGUUGUUUCGGUUCAAUCAACUGCUAGAUACCAUCCAAUGCAGCAAGGACGAAUUUCAAGAGGGUCUAAAAAAAUACCGAGCCAUCGAAAUCGAUGACCGCAUACGAAUGUUGGACUUAGAAUAUGAAUACCGAGUCCUUACGUUACUUCUAUCCGUGAUAUCGGAAAACUCCUGGCAGCCCGAUGCAGUCGAUAAAGAGAUCACAACUGAAGCAAUGCAGGGCAUAAUUCCGUUCGAAGUGGUAGAUGGAAUUUUCGACGUUUAUACCUAUCCAAGCGAGCGAAUUCCGGACCGGUACCAGUAUCGCGAGGAAACUGUAUGUGCCCUAUUCGCAGAGAAGAUACUGCAACACGGGUUAAAGUUUCAUAUCGACGAGUUUUUAGUCACGUGGCAGGAAGCGCUACCAGAGGGUUUCGAAGUGAACGAAAGCUAUCUGCGUGGCAUUGGAAUAAUCGAUCGAGAAGGAAACGUGCCAUGUGUGCGAGGUUUUAACGAGGCCGAUCUUCCUACAAAUCUUCUCGGCCGACUCGAUACACUGUUUCGAACGAAGGAACGAUGGAAUCUGGAGCAAAUCGAACCGUACAUUGAGUGCUUUGCAACGCCGGCUGUGGGCGUCACGUCGCUGUUGGCCAAGUACACACGCUCGUUAGUCAUAAAAGGUGUUCGAAUGUAUGUAUCGAAGCAUUAG
Messenger RNA from Anopheles nili, 1260 nucleotides. Its product is annotated as sister chromatid cohesion protein DCC1. The transcript is spliced from 3 exons. The coding region runs from base 1 to 1260 and encodes 419 amino acids. Gene Ontology annotation, cellular component: chromatin; Ctf18 RFC-like complex; nucleus. The record is from RefSeq and is a predicted model, not a curated record. Gene Ontology annotation, biological process: maintenance of mitotic sister chromatid cohesion; mitotic sister chromatid cohesion. NCBI's taxonomy places the organism in Eukaryota, Metazoa, Arthropoda, Insecta, Diptera, Culicidae.